Messenger RNA from Somion occarium, 1365 nucleotides. Lineage: Eukaryota; Fungi; Basidiomycota; Agaricomycetes; Polyporales; Cerrenaceae. The record is from the annotation of a GenBank genome assembly.
GUCCAAAGGACUUGCCUUUUUAAUGCUGCACAGAUUAUGUCAGCGGCAAUCUCGCUGGAUGGCAACGGCUGGCGAGCUGCGAACACUGCUCAUUCCUUUUCGUCCUCCUCCAUCCGACCAUCGUCCAAACCGUUGCCCGAGUUACCUUGGGGGUUCGUGUUUGUCUUGCUCGCCGAAUUCUAUUCGUGCUUCCCACUUUCCUUUCAAACCACAUUCGUUUCGCCCCAUCGCAAUAUCACCCCCAAGGUCGAUACUUGUGAUCCACAGGAUUUGACAUCUCAAGCAUUACUACUUCGUCGUUUUCGCUAUCCUACUUCAUAUUCUAGACUUCAGCAAUGCGUCGUCCCGGAGCACCUCGUCUCAACCGUUUCCCACAGCGUCUGGACUAUACCCUGAUCCCCGCGCCCCUAGAUCUUGCGCUCCCUUUGGUCGAUGAAAAGGCUCCUCUACCAGCCAUUAUCGUGACACCAUCCUCGCCGUCAGGCGAGAAAGACUUUGCUAUCGCUUUCUUGGCUCCUCCUCCUAAGCCUUCCUUGAGAGAGCGAAUAGCAUCUCACCUGCCCCGAAUGCCUGUUUUCCCUUCCUUACAGGCACGACUUCCUUCGAAGAUACAUUUACCCCAAACCCCUUGCCAAGAAGGGUUCGUGAGUCAGCCUUCCUCUUGGUCGGUCAAGGCGAAAGCACGCACCGCCGUUGUUUUCGCCAUCUUACUGUUCAUUAUGGUUUGCCAUUUGGUUAUGCAUAGCAUGAUUACAGGGCACGCUCAUCUCGAGUUCGGUUUGGGUCCUGACAACGACAUGGUUGCCCUCAAUAUUCCCGUCGUGCCUAUCCCUCAUUCCAGCAACGCUCCUGAGACUGAAUCAGUUGAUCGCGCUGCCACUCCUUCCCUCGGAGGAUGGUUCAAUCUGCAUGCCAUGUGGGCUCCCGUCCCGAUCACAGAGGGCAAACGUAGUGCCCACUUCAUUGUCGUGGAGGACGAUGAAGACAGGGAGGUCAAGCAAGCUUCAUAAGGAAGUGCUUCGUCUCAUUUGUUGUCACGCAUCUACACGUUCAUCACGAAUUAUGCUCCGGAUCUCUGGGCUGUGUUUUCUUUACAUUGGUUUCUGUUUUCGCUUUGAGGAGUGCUUGUUAAUGGAGGUGUUCUUUCGGUGUUCUGCGAUGUUUGGCUUUCUGGCACAUUUGUCUAUUGCAUUAUUUAUCUGUUACAGUAUUCAGAAGUUUGGCUACACUAGUUAGAACAUUUUCUUGUUAACAUUGCACUCCGUUCGCAUUGCAUGCUUGCUUUACAGUCCACAUUUGCAAUCUAUAGAGCCGACUUAAGGCACUUUUUGACGUAUCAAGCAGAUGUCCCUGACUGAACUAUAA